UCAACAAUGGCUUCCAUGACCCCCAUCCUCUUGCGCUGCUCCCUGCUACUUCUCCUCCUUGUCCAGUCCACGCACUCCUCCGUAACCCCGAAGCCUAAGAACGCCAUUGCCGAGGAGCACGAGCAGGCUCAUCCUUCCAGCUCGAGCACCUACAUCGUCCUCACCAACCACCUCGCCAAGCCAUCCAAGUUCGACACCCUCGAUCGCUGGUACGCGUCCAUGCUGGGCAAGAACUCCAACCGCAUCCGCUACACCUACGGCACUGUCAUGCAUGGUUUUUCCGUUCGUCUCACGGACGGCGAGGCCCAGCGCAUGGCCACCGUCCCCGGCGUGUCCCGCGUGUACAAGGACAGGCUGUACCACAUCCAUACCACGAGGUCGCCGUGGUUCAUGGGCCUCCACGACGACUUCGGCGCGUGGCCGGACGCCGAGUUCGGCGACGGCGUCAUCAUCGGCUUGGUGGACACCGGCAUCUGGCCGGAGCGCGCUAGCUUCAGCGACGCCGGGCUCAGCCCCGUCAGGUCCACCUGGAGGGGCAAGUGCGUGGACGCCCCUGGGUUCAACGCCAGCUUGUGCAACAACAAGCUCGUCGGCGCCAAGUCCUUCGUCACAGCCGAUUCGAGUCCGAGGGACGUCGAGGGGCAUGGAACGCACGUGGCGUCAACGAGUUAAUUGCACAGAAGUACCACAAUUCAGGCAUCACAUGCAGAUUGGUACCACGAUUGCUAAUUUUUGCGUGUCAGUACCAACAUUGGUCCAAAUUUUUGCAAAUUGGACUAAAACGCGUAUUUAUACGUAUUGACGCCCGAUCCGACAGGUCGGGCCCACCCGUCAGGUGCCACGCUGGCCAAUCGGCGCGUGCCCGCGUGCUGACUAGGACGAGCCGGUGCGCUGCUGUCCUAACCGGCCCGGUCGCACCAGCUCCAGUCCGGCCGCACCAUUCCCCUCCCCCUCCUCCUCCUCGCUCGAACCCUAG
Messenger RNA from Triticum aestivum (bread wheat), 976 nucleotides. Its product is annotated as subtilisin-like protease SBT1.5. The record is from RefSeq and is a predicted model, not a curated record. NCBI's taxonomy places the organism in Eukaryota, Viridiplantae, Streptophyta, Magnoliopsida, Poales, Poaceae. The coding region runs from base 7 to 672 and encodes 221 amino acids. Gene Ontology annotation, biological process: proteolysis. Gene Ontology annotation, molecular function: serine-type endopeptidase activity. The transcript has a single exon.